UCAUUUUUGAAAAUGGAAGAUUUCAACGACUUUUCGGACUGGGCACCAGAUACUCCAACUGUGGAUAACGCAGAAAUGAUUUAUAUUUCUUCUUUAGCUUUGCUUAAGGUAGGAAAUCAAAUCAGUUGUCAUAAAAAUUUCUGGUUUUGCGUGGUUAUUACUGGAUGUUUAAAACACGGACGUGCCGAAAUACCUAUGAAAGAUAUGGGUUUGAUGCUUGGUGAACUCGUAUAUGUUGAAGCAAACUGGACGAAAUGGUGGUUGACUGAUAUCACUCUCACCCUGGAUUUUGAUGUUGGCUGUAUAAAUACACAACAAAGUUUUGAGGCAUUGAAUCAAAGGGCUGUCAAGAGCCACGUCAAAUCACAUCCAAUAUCGGACAUCUUAAUAAACCAAGCUUUGAUCCAUGGUUUGAAUCGUCAUUGUUAUUCGAUUGCGAUUAAUUAUCGAAAGAAUGAAUUAGAACAGAAAAUGUUGCUCAAUUUGCACAAAAAAAAUUGGAUCCAUGGAUUGACGCUGCCAAACUUUACGGAACACACCGAGAUCAAUGGAAAGAGUGUCAAUUCGAUGCUUACAUUGGCGGAAUCUUAUAAUAAAUCGGUACGAGAGGAAUCAACCAUGACACCUGAACAAUUGAAACUCGACAUGUGGAAAACAGGAUCCAAAGCGUCAUUUAAAGGAAAAUAUGGAAGAAAUAUAACUCUUUGUUUAAUAGAAAAUGGUUUAGAUAUUAUUCGUAAAGAUUUUGAAAAAGACACCAAAAUAAUUGCUUGCGAAUUUAAGGAUGAUAAUAAAUUAAUGAUAAUUAAACAAGCACAAGCUAAGCAAGUAGCAGAGAUAUCAAUUUGGCAUUUAUAUACAGAUGAAAUUCAAUAUUAUGAAUAA
Molecule: messenger RNA, 885 nt
Organism: Funneliformis caledonium
Lineage: Eukaryota; Fungi; Glomeromycota; Glomeromycetes; Glomerales; Glomeraceae
Source: the annotation of a GenBank genome assembly